AUGAUUUUCAACAGAUUUCAACAGAUUGAGAAAGACUGUGAAGAGCUGCCAGAUAUUCCUUUACCUAUGACAUUAAAGGAUACAGAUGCAUCUACAUGUACAGAUGAUGAAGACUGGACAUCAAAUCUUGAAAAUAAGGUGGAUGAAGACAAUAUCCUGAAAGACUUUGAGGAAAUGAUGCAGAAAAAAAGAGAAAGGCAGUUGUUUGCAGAGAGCACCUUCAUCGACUUCCCGACGAAAGAGGAUGUCAGAAAAAAUCUGUGUGUUGUUUACGAAUGUCAUGGAGGUCUUGCGAUAAAUCGACCGUUCAAAUAUGGUGACACAGUCAAGAGUGUAUAUAGCUGGAUUAUACAACAAAUGGAUCCAGAAAUUCUUCCCCCGGUGUUCCAUUUAGAGUGCUCAUCCCCAACCAGUUGCCAGAACAAAGGAUGCCCCCAUAUAUAUGAAUUGGGCAACAGCUAUAAAGUUAAGGUCGAGGAGUUGCCGGAUGUCUUAUACCUUCGUGAAGGGUGUUUUGCUGUAAAUGAUACCUUUACUGGUCUUGGGGAUGUCCUGAUUUAGCCAGUCAGCAGCAUUCAGGAAUUUUGUGGCGGCCUUCUUUGCUUUACUUUUUGUAAUCAUUAGUUUUUUAGUAUUGUAACUGGAGUUUUUUUCGGGGGCGGUAAUGUGGCCACUCCAAUUACACUACAUUUAUAUAUAUGUAAUACUGAAAUACUUUUUGUAUUCGUAAGUUUUUUUAGUAUU
Saccostrea echinata is the source of this 744-nucleotide messenger RNA. RefSeq lists its product as uncharacterized. The record is from RefSeq and is a predicted model, not a curated record. NCBI's taxonomy places the organism in Eukaryota, Metazoa, Mollusca, Bivalvia, Ostreida, Ostreidae. The coding region runs from base 1 to 561 and encodes 186 amino acids. The transcript has 8 exons.